Gloeophyllum trabeum ATCC 11539 is the source of this 2309-nucleotide messenger RNA. Its product is annotated as Piwi-domain-containing protein. The record is from RefSeq and is a predicted model, not a curated record. The transcript is spliced from 20 exons. NCBI's taxonomy places the organism in Eukaryota, Fungi, Basidiomycota, Agaricomycetes, Gloeophyllales, Gloeophyllaceae. Gene Ontology annotation, molecular function: protein binding; RNA binding. The coding region runs from base 1 to 2244 and encodes 747 amino acids.
AUGCUCUACACGCGCCCCGACCCGCAGCAUCCGAUACGGAGACCGACGAGCGUGAACAUCAGGGUUACGUUCGCAAAACAGGUCCAGAAAACAUACCUGGAAAUCAUCUACAACGGCCGCGGGGCUGCAGAUCUCCUUAGUGGUCGUCCAUUCGAGCACGAGGAGGCGACCACUGCGCUGAAUGCGCUGAAUGUUAUCUUCCAGCAGGCUCCAUCUACCGCCGGAAGCGUACGGGAUGGGCGCAGACUGUUCCCACGCGCCGCGCAGCACUCCCGUCCCAUAGGCCCAUUUCAUAUGGUCCAGGGCUAUUUCCAGAGUGUUCGUCCCAUCCCGAGGGCCCUGAUGGUUAAUGUUGAUGUGGUCACGGGAUUGCAGAUCAGGGUGUCUGAUCUGACCACGUUUGCUGCCGAAUAUCUUGAAGUUACACUUCAAAGGCUCAGGGAUAUAAGUGGACAAGACUUACAGAAGCUCCGAUAUGCCCUCAAAGGUCUUCGGAUUGAGACUACUAAUGGUAGCCGCCCGAAAAGAUAUGUUAUAUCAGACCUUGUCCGGCAGGCUGGCAGAUACCAGUUUGACAAGGGCGCUACCAAGUUGACGGUUGCCGAGCACUACCUGCAGGCCUAUCAGAUCCGACUCCGUUAUCCAGACAUGGUUGGCGUCAAAAUACGGCACAGAGGAGACCACGAUACCAUCCUGCCGUUUGAGGUCUGUAAGCUGGUCAUACCACAAGUUUACAAGAAGCAACCGCCACCGCGAAUGCAAGCCGAAAUUGUCCGAUAUGCGGUGAAGGACCCUCUUGACCGGAUGCAAGCAAUUCGGGAUGCGCGAAAUGCAUUGGCAUAUGAUGCAUCCGUGGCGCUGGCUGGCGCUGGCCUUUCCGUGGCUGGCGAUUUACAGAGGUUGCGCGGGCGACUGCUGUUUGCGCCCGACUUGGAAUUUGGUAAUCAAGCAAAGUUGACUUUUAGGCCUCAAGAGACGGGGGUCUGGAAUGUCACGAAAUACCAAUUCGCAGUCCCAAUGGCUAUCAAGACCUGGGUGAUCAUUAAUCUCUCAUCACUCCAGGAUGCAGUGGUGCAUGCUCUGGGACAGGAGUUGCGCAAUGCAAUGAAUGCAAGAGGCAUGUAUGUUCAACAACCUCCUCUACUUGAUCGUAUGGCUAGUCCAGACUCCGAAACAAUGAAACGUGCUUUCUUGAGCCGGCCAAAGCCCGACCUCGCCAUAUUCAUCUUACCGCGGAAUAGCCCGGACUUAUACCGGCUAGUGAAAAGAUUGGGUGAUAUUGAUCUUGGUCUGGUAACCCAGUGUGUGACUGAGGGCAAGAGCUACAAUAAUCAGUAUUGCAACAAUCUAGCCCUCAAGAUCAAUGUCAAACUGGGCGGAGUCAAUAGCUUUGUCCGAAGUCCCAUUAUGAAUAACUUGAAGGACAUCCGAGUUAUGGCACUAGGUGCUGAUGUCAGUCAUCCGACUGAUUUGUCCCAGCCCUCUGUUGCCUCAUUAGUUUCUUCGUGGGAUGACCACUGCAGCAAGUACGUCGCUUCUAUAAGUAUACAGCGUCCACGACAGGAAGUCAUAGAAAAUAUGCAAUCGAUGGUCGAGCGGGCGCUACGAUGCUACCAGGAGAAUCACGGAAAACAGCUCCCUCGACUGCUUUUGUUCUAUCGCGACGGGGUCUCUGAAGGGGAGUAUCGCACUCUGGCUCUCACGGAGGUCAAUGCAAUCAAGGCUGCAUGUCAUAAGGUCUGCGAAGAGGCCCGGACUCGGGAUAUCCCCCACCUUGCUUUCGUGAUUGUUGGAAAACGACAUCACAUACGGUUCUUCCCCGGUAAUGAGGGCGCAGCCGAUCGUACUCGAAACUGCCGAUCAGGCCUAGUGGUGGAUAAGGAGAUAUCCCACCCGACUGAGUUCAACUAUUAUCUGCAAAGCCAACCUGGGCUAAAAGGCACAAGCCGGCCGAGCCACUAUGUCGUGAUAAUCAACAGCAAGCGAUUGUCCCCCGAUAUACUGCAACAACUGUCAUACGGACUCUGCUUUGCUUAUGCGCGUGCCACUCGCGCUGUGUCUAUUCCCGCUCCGGUUUAUUAUGCCGAUCUCGUGUGCCGCCGGGCUCGAUUCCACUUUGAUGAUCGUGUCAGCUUACACGCGGAUUAUGGUUCCGACACCUCCGGGCCGUUCGAUCUUCACUUUUGGCAACAGCAUUUUACGCCGGCCAACGGCAACAUGGCGAACACAAUGUACUUUGUCUAGGGAACCGCGAGAUAAACCGAAUGUUCGACUGCCACGGUAUGCAUGGAAUGGAGGCAUGAAGGCGU